UUUGCCGCCGCGUCGCGUCGUCUAAUUCGGUCGGAUACAUCUUGCGAAAUGGUUACAGUGAUUUCAGUUUCAUCCGACAUGUCACUAAGUUUUCUGAGCAACUGUUUAACAAUGGAAUUAUAAAAAAUGUUAUUGUUAGAGAAAUUGACAAUGACUAAUUUUAUGUGUUUGUAUGAGUGACGCCAUGAUACCAACCUGUAUAAGAGCCCCGAGGUCCAUCCAGGGCUCUACCGAUGAUGUCACGCGUCAGACCAGGUCUAUUGUGCAGAUCUACACCGACUGGGCGAACCAUUACUUGGAGCGAGCACGUUCGCGGCGUCGCGCGGGGACCUCUGGUGGUGGGCUGGCGCGGGACUGUGCUGACGGUCUGUUACUGGCAGACGUGCUGGAAGGCGUCACCGGACAGAAAGUGCCGCGCGCGCAUCGCAAGCCGCGCAACCCACAGCAAAUGUUGGAAAACGUGCAGUGCUGUUUGGAUUUCCUCCACGCGCAAAAAGUCCAGGGGUUAGAACAAGUAACAGCUGUUGAUAUUCGGGACGCGAAAUUAAAAGCUGUACUUGCCCUAUUUUUUGCAUUGAGCCGCCACAAACAAGCAUCGAAACAACGAAUAACGCCAUCUAGUGGCAAUGCAACGGCGAUUGGAAAGAAUACAGGCGACGAUGUUCCGAUAAGUUCUGUACAGAGGAUAACAGGUGGCAGCAGCUGCGAUGAAAUUUUAACCGCCUGCGGAAAUAACGUCGAGAUGACGACAUUAACAGCUAACAGGCAGGUGUCGGUGCUACAGACGUCGAUCCCGCUGCCCGCGUCUGCAGCGGCUGCGCGCCGUGCUCCGCCAGACAAGCGGCCUCUGCCGGCCACACCGGGAUAUGCGGGUAAAAGUGGUCUAUCAGCAAGUUCCAGUCGCUCCACCAGCCCGCUUGGGCAAGGAGCUGUCAGCUUUAUACCACGUGCGCCUGGUUCAUCAUCGGGAUCACGGCCUAAUUCGUCGUUAUUAGCUCCUGGUAGUAAAAUUCCAUCACAAUUUUCUCAGACGCAACAUAAUACCCAGACAGCUCACAAUGGAACGCCAACAAAACAGUCCAUGUUAGAUAAAUUAAAGUUAUUUAAUAAAGAUAAAGUAGCGAGUGAGAAACAAAGUAGUAAAAGUACCGCAGUGUCAAAACGCACAAGUUCCUCGAGCGGAUUUUCUUCCGCUAAAAGUGAAAGAUCAGAUUCUAGUUUAAGUCUCAACGAGUCUUCUAAUACUGCCAAUACACAUAUCAAAUCAUCUAAUUUAAUAGGACCUAAGACUAUAAGACAACAAAACGAUACAUUAUCAAAAGACAAAUCAGGCAAGAAUGUGAAAUCAAAACUUGUUAAUUCUAAAAGCACAAAAGAAGCUUCCUCUAGUAUAAAUAAAAGUAGUGUUAGAAGUAGCAGUAAUGACAAAACUAGCAAUAGUCCGAAGUUGCCAGCACGAGACAAAGAAUCAAAAAUAGCGGCACCAAAAUCUGUCAGUAAUACAAAAUUAAACGUGAUCGAGGAUCAAAGCAGAAGUCCCAAAUCUAAAAUAGAUUCGAAAAUGGUUAAACUGUCAGGAAGUCAAAUGAAACUUGCUGAAUCACGGUCAGAUAAUACUGCAGAAGGUAAAUCCCAUGAUAAUAUAAAUGUUCAAUCUAAAAAUUUGGCUAAUCAGUCUCACUCACCGACUGGUCAGAAUCCUUCAGGCCCAAAUCAUACAGGUAUUCCUAAACCAACGGCUGCUGUUAAAGGAACUACUAAAAUAUCAAAAGAAGAUAGACAUAUCAUUCAUAAAAGCACUAAUAGUCAGUUAAGUCCGAUCCAGAGUAAUUCUAGUUUAAAUUCUACUAAUAAUGUUAGCAUUCAUCCAUUUUCAAGAGAACAAUCUAAUUUAAGUAAGGAAAUAACGCAAAAGCAAACUUUAGCCGUUUCUCCGAUGCCAGUGGUAAAUGUGGGAACGCAAAAUUCUUCGUCACAAAUGUCCGAAAGCUCACAUUCAAAUUCUACACAUAGCACUACUGGCCAACAGUCCAAUUCAAGCGAUGGCAGUGUAAUCUAUCGUCCAUCCAGUGAAUCUGGAUCUGAAAUGUCGAGAACAAAUAAUAUAACACCUAAUAAGAGAAUGGACAUGAAUGCUACUUACAUUAACAAUGUGAUAAAUGAAGCUGAGAUCUCGGAAAAAGAAGCUGCACAAAAACGUCAUGAUAAUUCAGGUCACAAACAAUUUUUUGAUCAUAGUAAAGCAUUGACUGAAUUUAGCAAAAAACAAGAGACUGACAGUAGAUCAAGUACUCCAUCACAUUGCCGUGACAAUUCACUGGGCGAAGACGAAAAUCCUUUGAUGAACGUAUUGCCUAUGAGGCCGUUACUCCGAGGAUAUAAUAGUCACUUAACGCUUCCAAUGCGUACUUCUGGUUUAGCACAGAAGAACAUACCUGGGUACCCCCAUCACGCGAAUACAGUAAAAGCAAAUUUUGGACGAGACAAUAUGGGCUUGCGUGAACGUAUGAACUACGGUCCUGCAUUUUCUAAUCCUGAUUAUUGUGAUCUUGAUAUCGCCUCUGGGUAUAUGUCAGAUGGCGAUUGUUUGAGAAGAAUAAACGUGAACGAAAUGGAUUGUGGGAGGAACAAUGACAUUAUGGAUGGAUACAUGUCUGAAGGCGGCGCAUCGCUGUACGGUCGCAGAAUCAAUUAUCAGCAAGCUCCGCAGUUUCAACAACUUGAUGACAGACGCAACGGUCGUAACCGAGGCAUGGAGGGCAGUGGCGUGGUGUACCGGGUGGUGGGACGUGCACGUAGUAAGGCCGACUGCGGCCAGCAGACCGAACGUCCGCCGAGACAGGAUACCACGUGGAAGAAGUACACCGACUCGCCAGGAGUCGGCACACCACCUAUGAACCAGCCAGCACCAGCACCGCCGAGUCCAUCGCAUGGGCGGAAGAGCGACCGGCGCGCGGGACAUCACUCACCGCAGCACAAGCGAGAGAAACUCACUGCUGCACAGCAGCUUGGCAUCGCGCCUCAUCCUCAGUAUGCGGCAUCGAAUUCAUCUAGUCAACAUUCGUCGAGAGGCGGACCUCAGUUACAAUCCCCGAGCGGUGCGUCGCGACCAUCGAGCGUGUCAAGCGGAAACGGCAGCUGCUCCGGCAAGGCGAAGGUGCCGCAGAGCUUUGGCUACGUAAAGCGGCAAAAUGGCGGACAGCCUCCGCCUCCACCGCCGCCUGCCAAUGGACCUCCUCAGCAUGGACAUGGUGGGAGAACUGCUCAAGUAUCUGCUGUUCCGAGAACAAAAGUCAAAGUAUCCGGUGGGACUCAGACUUGUACUCAAGAUCUACAAAUACAUAAGAACGGCAUUGGACCUAAGUCAUAUUCAUUGGGCGGCACAGCGGCUGCGCAGCUCUCUGCGUCGGUGCGAGAGAGGCUUCUCGGCUCACAGUCUCUACCCAAGCCGGGUACUCACGAAUUCGCCGCGUUAUUUCAUCACCACAGAAUAACUCCAAGAGGAGGCAUGAAGAUUAGCGAUGGAAGCCUCUCCGACACACAGACGUACUCCGAAGUAAAAUCCGAUUAUGGAAUACCAUACGCACCAUGGCUUCGACAUAGCAACACAUACUCGGCAAGCGGCCGCCUAUCCGAGGGCGAAUCUAUGGAGUCCCUAAGUUCGCUGCACUCGGCGCAGCACAACCACACCUCAUCCCCUAACUCCCACCACCGCAGCUCACUCACACACAAUAAGCUCAUCCUGCACCGCGACGCUCAGGGCUCCCGGCUCAACCGGAGCAACAGCAUUAGAUCUACAAAGUCGGAGAAAUUGUAUCCAUCAAUGCUGCAGCGAUCUUCGGAAAGCGACUAUGAACCAUAUUACUGUUUGCCCGUGCAGUAUGGACCAGGAGGACAAGGUCUAAACUAUGGUGUGUCAGAGCCGCCGUCGCCGUCACCGCGGUCAGCGUUGAGCCCCACGCACCAGCCGGCCAAUGUAAUGCACACGCCCAGGCACUCGCAUCACUAUCCUAAGAAAAAUGAUGAAGUGCACGGAUCAACUGCGUCUCUGGUAUCGACGGCUUCUUCCCUUGCAGCUGGUGCUGGUUCCGAAGAAAGACAAGCUCAUGAGGUCCGCAAGUUACGAAGAGAACUGGCUGACGCCAAAGAAAAGGUUCACACUCUGACUACGCAGCUAACAACCAAUGCUCACGUGGUGUCUGCCUUCGAGCAAAGUCUAUCGAAUAUGACACAGCGACUGCAGCAGCUCACGGCCACAGCCGAGAGAAAGGACUCGGAGCUAACGGAGUUGCGCCAGACAAUCGAGUUGCUUCGCAAGCAGUCCAUCCAGGCUGGCCUAACUACUGCCCAUAUGCAGUCUAUGGGGAUACGUGCAGAUGGCGUUAAUGUCACGGGACAGGAGCCAUCGAGUACACAAGCGCCUCAGUCGUCGCCGCAGCGCCUGCAGACCGGUAACGGAGCAAUCACACGCCAUCUGUCGACCGAUAGCGUGUCCAGUAUAAACAGUCUGAGUAGCGGUUCUUCCAUGCCUCACGACAAGAAGCACAAGAAAAAAGGAUGGCUCCGCUCAUCAUUCACGAAGGCAUUUUCGAGGAAUGCAAAGAUAUCGAAGACUGCAAAGCAUUCUUCCUUAGGCCAGUUGUCAUCUCAGGAUAGUUCCUCCGGCUCCCAUCACUACGAUGACCCUCACACUAUUAGAGAAGGAAGUAACGAGAACAGUCUGGAACAUUCCCACGAAGCUUUGGAUGAAGCUAAAGAUAAGCCAUGCCCAGCUAAGACUGAUGAACAAGCCAAAGAUAAACCAGAUGAUGCUGGAUUAGUCGAUGAAUUGAAGAGACAACUAAGAGAGAAGGAUUUAGUUCUAACUGAUAUUAGACUUGAAGCUCUGAGUUCUGCUCACCAACUUGAAAGUCUCAAGGAUACAGUUAUUAAAAUGAGGAAUGAGAUGCUGAACUUGAAGCAGAACAACGAGCGCCUGCAGCGGCUGGUGACGUCACGCUCACUGGCCGGCAGUCAGAGUUCGCUGCCCGCUGCUGAUGACCCGCGACGCUUCAGCCUCGCAGACCAGCCUCAUCAGACAUCAAUGGACAUGCACUCACAACCGCUAGAUUUAGAUUUUACACUCACCUCGACCCCUACCAUGGAUUUCUCGAAGAAAGGCUCGCCGAAGUCGGGUAUGGUGGAACCGAUAUACGGUAACAAAGCCGUGUGCGAAUUGAACGAGAACAGCGAAGCCAUCUUAGGUGCUUUGAACGGUUCCGGCGAUAUAUUUACGAACGGGUUGAGCGCCGGCGAUAGGUUGAGUGGCGAUUACGAUAUAAAUACGGUGUUACCGCCACCGAAGACGAGGGAAUUGGCGAUUGGAGAAAGCUAUUCUGAUAUCGGUGUAGCUGACAGUCAAGGUGACACCACAGACGGCAAGAAGAUCGCAAUAGCUGUGUACUUGGGACAGCCAGAGACAUUCCAAAGAUACUUCGAGGAGGUCCAAGACACAUUGACAGAAUCCGAAUGCAGAUUCUACGCGAAACAGUCGGCGGCCGCGUUCAAUCAUUUCGAGAAACAAUCGAGUUACGACUCGCCUCGAAUGUCGCAAACUCACAGCCCGGAAACAGAGACCCAGGACUAUCCACAAACUAUUAAUAAAUCCAAUACGAACAGCCUCAAGAGUAAUAAAUCCACGCACAGUAAUUCCUACAAAAAUCUAUAUAAUAGCGACUCAACAGUAAACUGCAACGAAUUCACGAUUGCUUACACUUAUAUAUCAGGAAAAACGACGUGGCAGAACUUAGAUUAUAUAGUUAGAAAGACAUUCAAGGAUUACUUGUCCAGGAUAGAUCCUGGUACAAAUCUUGGACUGAAUACGGAUUCUAUCACAUCCUAUCAUCUAGGAGAGGCGACUAGGGGUCCAGAAAUUGGAUUCCCUGAAUUACUACCGUGCGGUUAUAUUGUUGGCACUGUUAAUACUUUAUAUAUUUGCUUACAAGGAGUAGGAAGCUUGGCUUUCGAUAGUCUUAUACCAAAAAAUAUUGUAUAUAGAUAUGUUUCUCUAUUAUCCGAGCAUCGGAGAGUGAUACUUUGCGGACCAAGCGGUACUGGCAAGUCAUACUUGGCGACGAAGCUUGCAGAGUUCUAUGUACAGCGCACACAGAGACGAGGGAAUCCCGCCGAAGCUGUGGCUACAUUUAAUGUUGACCGCAAGUCGUGCAACGAGUUGCGCGCGUAUCUGGCGAACAUCGCGGAGCAGUGCAGCGCGGCGGGCGCGGAGGAAGCUGCGCUGCCCUCUGUAGUGUUGCUCGACAACUUGCAGCACGCCUCCGCGUUAGGCGACGCCUUCGCCGGCCUUCUGCCGCCGGAUAAUCGCAAUAUGCCUGUCAUCAUAGGCACAAUGUCGCAGGCGACGUGCAACACCACCAACCUGCAGCUACAUCACAACUUCCGCUGGCUGCUCACCGCCAACCACAUGGAGCCUGUCAAAGGAUUCCUAGCACGGUAUCUCCGUCGCAAACUGUUCUCUCUGGAGCUCCGCCUGGGACGGCGCGAGCCCGCGCUGGCGGCCGUGCUGGAGUGGUUGCCGGGCGUGUGGGCGGCGCUCAACGCUUUCCUAGAGGCACACUCCUCCAGUGACGUCACAGUAGGCCCGCGGCUCUUCCUCGCCUGUCCCAUGGACUUGGAGGCCAGUCAGGCGUGGUUCGCUGACGUGUGGAACUACAGUAUCGUGCCGUACGCGUCGGAGGCGGCGCGCGAGGGCGUGGCGCUGUACGGCCGCCGCCGACACGCCGCCGUGGACCCGCUGCACCACGUCAAGUCUACAUACCCAUGGCGGGAGCCCAACCACUCACAUACACUGAGAGCUAUUACAGUUGAGGAGAUGAGUAUCGAAGAAGCAAAUCAAGAGGCGAAUAGAAAUAAUAAUCAAGAUCCAUUAUUGAAUAUGUUAAUGCGACUGCAAGAAGCAGCCAACUAUAGCGGUAACCAAAGCCAAGAUUCAGACAACGCGAGCAUGGACUCGAAUCUCACACACGACAGCUCUAUGGGCAACGAGCUUUAAUUAUUAUUGUAUAGAACCAUAACAAAUGGUAAAUGACUCUAUUGUAUUCAUAGACCCACAAAUUUAUUUGGCCCGGUGAGUGACGUUGAUAUCACGAUUAGAGAAGAAUACACUUUAGGCGAAGCAAGACGAGACUUUUUUACUACUAGGGCUACUCUAGUUUUAUUUUUCCCACCGGGCCAGAAAAGUUUGUCGCACUAUACACAUGUAUGACUGCUAAUAAGUCCGUAGUGAUAAUGUAAACUGUUUUAGUAUUGCCACCUAAAAAAAAAAAAUUAACCCCUUUUUUUCAAAUUAUUUAAAUAAGGUACUUUGUAUAAAUGUAUUAUCACUAAAAACUAUAUAAAGCCAAAUAUUUGCCAUAUGUACGAUAUUUAUAUUUAUUUUCUUUAAGAAUUAUCUAAGUUAAUAGUGUUUUAUAUAUGCCACACUCCGUUAAUGCAUAGAUGGGCACUUAUCAACAUUACUGGUCCUAGUAAUAUUACUGCGACUGUCAGCUCCUUAGUGUUGGAUUAUCAAACUAAAGCUACACUAAAGACUUCCCUUAGUGACUAUUAAAGGCUUCAAAAUCUGUCAGUUUGAGAAAAUAAAGACGUCAAAUAAAGAUCUUAGCCUCGCGUCGCGCACAAAUGUCUAAAUAGGACACAGAUUUUGUAAAUGUCUAUCUAAGUAUUACUUUACUAAUGCUUUUUUACAGCACAACACUCGAAAGGAUUUUUCUCUGCAUAUUUGUGUUCUUAAGCAAAUAUUAAGAGCAUGAGUUAGACCUUUCUUUAUCUUGAUGUGAUUUUUUUAAUUCGAUUAAAUAAAUACGAGCGUUAUUAUAGAAAUCACUACUGCAGUGCCUCGAGCGAUAUUUUCCAUUUUUAUAAUGCCGACAGUUUAUGGCUAUUAAUAUUUAUGGAUCAUCGCUUUUACUAUUGUUAUAUUUUUUCAAUAUUAGAAUAAACCGCGUUUGUAUUACUAAGACAAUGUAUGUAAAAUAUUAUUAU
Molecule: messenger RNA, 8040 nt
Organism: Papilio machaon (common yellow swallowtail)
Lineage: Eukaryota; Metazoa; Arthropoda; Insecta; Lepidoptera; Papilionidae
Gene: sick
Product: protein sickie
Exons: 34
Coding region: 173-7048 (2291 amino acids)
Biological process (GO): nervous system development; neurogenesis
Molecular function (GO): ATP hydrolysis activity; protein binding
Source: RefSeq, a predicted model, not a curated record